UAACAUAAAUACCGUUGAAAAACGUAGUAGUGACGUAAACAACUACUCUACUUAAUUUAGGAGUCCCUUAAAAUUUCCCGGCAAACUUUUUAGACGGCGGCGUAAUCCUUUCCUAUCUAAUUCCUGCAAAACCCUAAUUUCCAAACUUCUCUCUCUCUUCCGACAAAAUUAUCUCAAAAAUCCCCAAUUUAUUCAGUUUUUUCGAGAAUCAAGCUUAAAGUUAGGGUUCUUAUUGAUGUAAUUUGCUGUUAAUUGCUUUAAUGGCGGAGGAUAGAGACGAAGAGAGCGAUUACACUUCGGAUGAUGAAGGAACUGAGGAUUAUCGAAGAGGAGGUUAUCACGCAGUUCGAAUUUGUGAUACUUUUAAAAAUGGAAGAUAUGUGAUUCAGAGGAAGCUUGGUUGGGGCCAUUUUUCCACUGUUUGGCUUGCUUGGGACACUCAAAAUUCUAUGUAUGUAGCUCUGAAAGUUCAAAAAAGUGCAAGGCAUUACACGGAGGCUGCAAUGGAUGAAAUAAAAAUCCUCAAAUUGAUCGCGGAUGGUGAUCCUGAUGAUAAAAAGUGUGUUGUGAAACUUUUGGAUCAUUUUAAGCAUUCAGGUCCAAAUGGGCAGCAUGUGUGUAUGGUGUUUCAAUAUUUGGGGGACAACCUCCUGACCCUUAUCAAGUAUUCAGAUUACAAGGGGAUCCCACUUCACAUGGUUAAAGAAAUUUGUUUCCACAUUUUAGUUGCUCUGGAUUAUUUGCAUCAUCAAUUGUCAAUGAUACAUACUGAUCUUAAGCCAGAGAAUGUCUUACUAUUGUCCAUGAUGGAUCCAUCAAAAGAUCCAAGGAAGUCAGGCGCAUCUCCACUGCUUCCAGCUAGUAAAUGUAAACCUAAGACUGAAAUAGAGCCUCCGGUAACUACUGAAUCCACAAAUGGGAACUUGACUAAGAACCAGAAAAAAAAGAUUAAGAAGAAGGCCAAACGGACUGCACAGAAGGGUACUGGAGAAGAAACCUCUGGGGAUUCUGAAUCCAGCAUUGGGUUGCCCGGUCUAGAAGUAUCUAGUCAUGAAGUGAUAUUAAAUGGAAACUCUGCUGAACAAGGAAAGAAGAGUAAUAGAGGACUCAGUCGUGCCACAAAACAAAGAUUAUUGAAUUCAGUAGAUGCUAAAUGCAAGUUGGUUGUUGGAAAUACUUGUUGGACAUACAAGCAGUUCACAUUGGAUAUUCAAACCAGGCAGUAUAGAAGUCCAGAGGUUAUUCUUGGAUCCAAGUACUCAACUCCUGCAGAUCUAUGGUCGUUUGCCUGCAUAUGUUUUGAGCUUGCCACUGGCGAUGUUUUGUUUGAUCCUCAUUCUGGAGACAAGUACAGUAAGGAUGAGGACCACCUUGCUCAGAUGAUGGAGCUGCUGGGCAUGAUGCCUCGCAAGGUAGCUCAAACCGGACGUCGUGCAAAUGAGUUUUUCAACAGAAAUGGGGAUUUAAGACACAUUCGUGAUUUAAAAAUUUGGCCACUCAAUAAAGUGCUUGUUGACAAGUAUGGUUUUGGGGAGCAAGAUGCGAAGGACUUGGCAGAUUUCCUCAUCCCUAUCCUUGAUUUUGUUCCUGAGAAGAGGCCAAAAGCUGCACAAUGCCUUAAUCAUCCAUGGAUUAGUUCAGGUCCUCAGCUUUCGGUGCUUAGCAGUCAAGUCCAGGCUGCAGGGAGUGAAAUUUGUGAUGAUAAAAAGGCAGAGAUUGGGGAUAGAGGGGAUAUUGAAGCUGGAGUGAGGAAUCUGGUUCUUGAUACCGACUCCAACUUGACAGAAGAUUUGAAACCUAUCUCUAUCUUGUCAACGACAACUGCGGGAUAGUUUGUGCUUAAAUUGGUCCUGUUCUGUUUCCAGCUUCAAAUUAUGCUUCUUAUAGGGCACAGUCUGAAUUUUUAUUGAAGUACUUGUCAAGUUGCCAUGUGGUAUGUGCUUAACAAGAUAUACUUCGGAUCAUUGGUAGACGGCGCUGGAGGUAUUUAUGAUUGGCUGAGCAUUUUCAGUUACAUUAUAUAAUGUAGUAGUAAAGGAAUGAUGUACCUGUCGGGAAAAAAAGGAAGGAUGUGAAAGUGGUCUUCCAAGCAUCGUUCCUAGUUCUGGGUCAAAUUUGGCUCUAAUUUUUGCCGGAUAUCAAAUGUACAUUUGAGUGGGAUAUACAACUUUGGAGCUUGUUUCUUUUACACUUCCUGCAUUUUAUAUACUGCUAUUUGAACUUCUA
Messenger RNA from Chenopodium quinoa (quinoa), 2226 nucleotides. RefSeq names its product serine/threonine-protein kinase SRPK-like. Gene Ontology annotation, biological process: regulation of mRNA processing; protein phosphorylation; spliceosomal complex assembly. NCBI's taxonomy places the organism in Eukaryota, Viridiplantae, Streptophyta, Magnoliopsida, Caryophyllales, Amaranthaceae. Gene Ontology annotation, molecular function: protein kinase activity; ATP binding. The record is from RefSeq and is a predicted model, not a curated record.